AUGCCUCAAUCCCAAUCGCACCUCGACUCAGUAAGGUCCAUGUACGACGAGCGAAGCGACCGCUACGACGAAAACCAGGUCCACGUCAAACAAGCACAAGACUACUGCCGGUGGGCGGGCCUCAAGAGCGGAGAAAGCCUCCUCGACCUCGCAUGCGGAACGGGUCUAGUCGCCUUGGAAGCCAAGCGCCAAGUCCCGGGCGUGGGGCAUAUCGUCGGCAUCGACAUUAGCGAGGGCAUGCUCAGUGUCGCGCGCCGCAAGGCCGCAGCCGCGGGCCUGGACGACGUGCGGUUCCUCAACCACGACAUUUCGGAUCUCAGCGCCAUUCGUGAUGAGAUUGUGCCUGCAACUGGCGAGGGGUUCGAUGUGAUCACCUGCGCGGCGGCGCUGAUUCUGUUGCCGGAUCCGCUUCGCGCCGUUGGGGAGUGGCAGGCGUUGCUGCGGCCACGUGGAGGGCGGCUCAUUACGGAUGUGCAGACCAGGGAUGCGAACGUGGUGAUGAAUAUCUUCUCGGACAUUGCGCCGCGGGUCCGGGAAUCCGUGCCGUGGCAUUCGGAGCUGUGGCAGUCACAGGGGGAGCUUGAGAAGUUGGCCCUCGAUGCCGGGUUGGUUGUCCAGAUGGUUUUUGAGACGGACGUGUAUGCGAAGACGCGAUACUACGGGGAUGAUGCAGGGCAGAUCUUCGAUGACGCUGUGGGCAAGGCUAUGUUUGGUAAUUUUGGGAGAGCUGAGAUUCGGGAGCAAGCGAGGGGAUUGUUUGUCCAGCGGUUCAAGGACAUGGCUGGGCCGGAAGGCGCAAUCGAAGAAGAGACGAGAUAUUGGGUCAUGGUGGCCACGAAGGCUGGAUGA
This is a messenger RNA of Cladophialophora yegresii CBS 114405, 849 nucleotides long. RefSeq lists its product as uncharacterized. The transcript has a single exon. Gene Ontology annotation, molecular function: methyltransferase activity. NCBI's taxonomy places the organism in Eukaryota, Fungi, Ascomycota, Eurotiomycetes, Chaetothyriales, Herpotrichiellaceae. The coding region runs from base 1 to 849 and encodes 282 amino acids. The record is from RefSeq and is a predicted model, not a curated record.